CUUGGAGACCCGCAACGACCCCAUGGCGGAUCGAAAGGCGGCCUGCGAGCGGCUGCCCUUUGCGGAGGGCUUUCUGAAGUAUGCGCCCGCACCGAGGCAGCCUGCAGAGUGUCAGAGGCAACUGGAACGCCUCGCAGCAGUUUGGACUUUGGAGUAUCGCCAAGAACUGGAGUGCCUCAAGUGGGCAAAGACCUACCAAAGUUAUGAGCGGCCGGACUUCGUGAUGUGGUACCUCCUCGGUGUGCGAAUGUUCUACCUGACAGCCCCCAAAGCCUACCAUUCGGUCGGGCGCGCUCGCAAGAAGUCAAAGGCUCUGACCUACGAAGUUCCUCUCACGGGAUCUGACCGCCUGACCGGGCCCUGGUGGCAGCUGGAUGAGGAGGAACUGCUGGAAGCCCCGACAGCGCUGCCGAGAGAUGCGCUGCUGGCGCUGGUGCUGAUGGAUGAGGUGCGAAAAGCGGAAGGCAACGUGGGCGAGGAGUUCCUGAGCUUCCUCCGUGAUGCCCUGUCCUCGUGGCACAGUGAGACGCUAACGCAGCUCUUCGACAUCGAUGCCAUGACGGAGCUGUUGAGGUUUCUGUUGGAUCCUUCGACUCCGCCAGAUGAAGAGGAAGCCGCAUCGCCAGGCAUCUACCUCACCGAGUUCUUGUGCACCCUGGGGAACCUCAUCGACCGCGGGGUCAUGGAGGUUGCCGUGGGCACUGCGGAGACCUUGAAGCCCUUUGCGGAGUACUAUGCCAGCAGGGGUGAACCGGAUUUCACCGCGGAUCGCAUUCAGGUCUAUGAGGCGGAGCCCGAUGAACUUCAUGAGCGGCAGGUGGUGCCAAUGUUCAACAUGGUGGCUUUGGUGGAGCACGUGGACUUUCUCCAAGCCAACUGCGCCGCCAAAGCGGCGCUGGAGGCGAUCUUGCGGCGCGUUGCGGAGCAGCGAAGCCAGAGCUGACGCCUCAUCAGCGAGCAUAAAUACUUCGCUAAUGCUUCGGCUAGCCGAAUAUAGUAGUGAAGUUUCUGGCCGCAGCCUGAAAAACUGUCUCUAGGGUGUCAAUCCGCCCUCGCAACCACAGUUCUGCUGCUAUAGUCACAAACAACUUGGCAAAUUUCUCUUCGAUGUUUUUUUCCGUCCAACGCCUUCAUGGCUUCCGCCAGGUCGUUACACAUGUUCGAUCGUAGCAAAAGAUGAAUUGAGAUUAUCGUGCAAGGCUGUCAAUUGUCGAGAAGUUGCGAAAUAGUCAAUUUCCCUGAAGCUACAACGCCGGCAGCGCGCCAAGGAGUAUCACCAGAUUGGUUGAUGGUUUCAAGGUUUCAAGCGCCGGACUCGUAGCUGGAAAUGUGGGGUUGAGCUCCAAGAAGGGGAAUACGAAUGGCUCUGGUUGGAAAAUUGCCAAUUUAUA
This is a messenger RNA of Cladocopium goreaui, 1391 nucleotides long. Lineage: Eukaryota; Dinophyceae; Suessiales; Symbiodiniaceae. The record is from the annotation of a GenBank genome assembly.